GGUUCUUUGUGUUUCAACAAGGUCAUGGACGUCGAGUUGUCAACAGCAUUUUGCCCGCUACAACAUCUGUAGAUUUAUAGAUAGCUGAUCAGCAUAGAUCAAAAAUUUUCAAUAUGAGUGAAGACACAGAUGUUGGCAUAUCCCCUGUGUUGCUACAGGCAGUGACAGAAAAGCUAGCCACAUCUACAAACCAUCACAUAAACCACACAGAUACCGUCAUAACAACAGCAGCAGGCAACCUGUCCUCAGACCCAGGGGGAGGAUACAUGGUGGCUUCCUCAGAUCUCCUGGAGACAGCCAGCCACGAGGUGGGAGUCGAAGGUGGAGUUCAGGAGCAAAUAGUAGAGGAGGGAGGCCACGAAGACGGGAUCCAUGAACGGGUGGUGUACCUCGAUCACGGCCCAGAGGGACAGGAGGAGGUGAUCGUGAUGGACAGGCAUGAGAACAAUGGGGUUGAUGAGGUCGCGGAGCAAGUGGUUGAGACCCAAGAUGGUGACAAUCAGACCAGGAUUGUGUUGGAACAAAAGAGUGGACAGAGACUGGUGAUCAGAGUGGAACCUAAUGGUGACAGUGGCGACACCCAGGCAGGGGUGGCCAGGCAACAGAUUAUUAACGUUCAGGGGGAUUUUGAUGUUGGUAAAGUUUUGGCAGCUAUUGCAAACCACCAUGCUAAGAGUCAAGGCGAGAGUGAAAACCAGACCGAGGCGCCGAUUAUACUGAUAGCCAACUCCCAGGAGGAACAACAGCUGUCCGGAGGUGACAUUCCUGUGGCCACCACGGAGACGAUAGUUGACAUGGCAGGUUAUGAAGAUGGGUCGAGGAAGAGAGCAAUGUAUACAAUUAACCAGGAUGGAACUCCUAGCAAAAUGAGAAUCAUUGAAUUGUCCAACGUGGCCUCCCAUAUCAUUAACAGUUCAUCCCCUGCUACAGCUCAGUCUCCGCAGCAAUCCACAAUGGCAGCUAUGUUAGAGAAAUAUGCAGACAAAGGACCAUGUCCUAUUUGCGGGGACAGAAUUUUCAAUAUGAGUGAAGACACAGAUGUUGGCAUAUCCCCUGUGUUGCUACAGGCAGUGACAGAAAAGCUAGCCACAUCUACAAACCAUCACAUAAACCACACAGAUACCGUCAUAACAACAGCAGCAGGCAACCUGUCCUCAGACCCAGGGGGAGGAUACAUGGUGGCUUCCUCAGAUCUCCUGGAGACAGCCAGCCACGAGGUGGGAGUCGAAGGUGGAGUUCAGGAGCAAAUAGUAGAGGAGGGAGGCCACGAAGACGGGAUCCAUGAACGGGUGGUGUACCUCGAUCACGGCCCAGAGGGACAGGAGGAGGUGAUCGUGAUGGACAGGCAUGAGAACAAUGGGGUUGAUGAGGUCGCGGAGCAAGUGGUUGAGACCCAAGAUGGUGACAAUCAGACCAGGAUUGUGUUGGAACAAAAGAGUGGACAGAGACUGGUGAUCAGAGUGGAACCUAAUGGUGACAGUGGCGACACCCAGGCAGGGGUGGCCAGGCAACAGAUUAUUAACGUUCAGGGGGAUUUUGAUGUUGGUAAAGUUUUGGCAGCUAUUGCAAACCACCAUGCUAAGAGUCAAGGCGAGAGUGAAAACCAGACCGAGGCGCCGAUUAUACUGAUAGCCAACUCCCAGGAGGAACAACAGCUGUCCGGAGGUGACAUUCCUGUGGCCACCACGGAGACGAUAGUUGACAUGGCAGGUUAUGAAGAUGGGUCGAGGAAGAGAGCAAUGUAUACAAUUAACCAGGAUGGAACUCCUAGCAAAAUGAGAAUCAUUGAAUUGUCCAACGUGGCCUCCCAUAUCAUUAACAGUUCAUCCCCUGCUACAGCUCAGUCUCCGCAGCAAUCCACAAUGGCAGCUAUGUUAGAGAAAUAUGCAGACAAAGGACCAUGUCCUAUUUGCGGGGACAGAGUUUCAGGGUUCCACUACGGUAUUUAUACAUGUGAAAGUUGCAAAGGUUUCUUCAAGAGGACGGUGCAGAACAAGAAGGAUUUUUCUUGUCAUCGGAAUGGGGACUGCGAUGUCAAUGUGAUGAACAGAAAAAAGUGUCCGUCUUGCAGGUUUAAGAAAUGUCUGGAGGGCGGCAUGAGGCUGGAAGCCAUACGAGUAGAUCGUACUAGAGGAGGCAGAAGCUCGUACAGUUCACCCGGAAGUCUCACUUCAUCACCGUCAAAUCUCCAACUGACGCCUUUACGGACGCCCCCCAAUGCACAAACAGCCAGUGCCAACCCGAGCUUGGUGGCCAUCUUAAAUCGUCCCUUGGGCUCCACUCUCAAGUCUCCCAGUGCUGUGGUCCCCGUGCUCCCCUCCAUAGUGACUGAGAUCAUGAAUGUGGAGUCCCUACUGUCUGACGAGGAACCUGUGGCCGCAUGUUGUCAGGAUAGGAUGACUGCCUCAGAUAGAGACCAGUACAACUCCCUACUUCACCUAGCUGACCACAGGUUGUAUAAAAUAGUGCGAUGGGCAAGGAAUCUCCCCGAUUUUGCUGGAAUAGAGACCGAUGAUCAGAUCUUGAUGCUACAGAAUGCAUGGUCGGAGCUGCUCCUGGUGGGCUGCUGCUGGCGGUCCAUUGGCGUCCAGAACCAGCUUCUGUUGUCCAACGGCAAGCUGAUGACCCUAGAGAUGGCGCGGGCCAUUGAAGUAGAGGAGACGUUUACACGUCUUUUGAACUUAACUCAGCACCUGCGCAGGUUAAAAGUGGAUAAGCAUGAGUAUGCCUGCUUCAAGGUGCUAGUGUUAAUAUCACCAGAUAUUGAUGGUUUGAAGAAUCCAACCAGCAUCCGUGAAUAUCAAGACCACAUCAACGAGGCUCUCCUCACUUACACCUCUACACACUUCCCAGAAAUGCCAACGAAAUUUGGCGAACUUCUUCUGCGCAUUGGAGAGCUCACGCAGACAGCAGUCAUAGCCAAAGAACAACUGGUCAGGAAGCACAUGGCAGGAACAAUCCCAACAUUCAGUCUGUUAACGGAACUUAUCAAAGGAGAUAGCAUCCUCUCAGCAGCUUCUCAACUCUAAAAUGGCCAUUCUUGAUGCCAGACCAUUGUUCGGCUGGAUCCAAACUGGUAUAUGUAUAGUAAUAUUCACCACUGGUUGAAUAUUGAUUUAUUUUAAAAGAUGUUGACUUAAAUUUCACCAUUAAUAUUCUUUUUUCCAUUGAUUCAAUGCUAAAAUUAGAAUUUAUUGAGAAUAUUUAGCUGGUUAUCUAGACUUCAACCAUGUCUUCCUUAGUCUAUCUUGAACACGGCUAAAAAUGACCUUUAAAUAACCAUUGUUAUGACACAUCUUUGAAUAUUACAGAGGACAUUUCACAUCUUAUUUAUUCUUUGUUUUAAUUCAUUUGCUUUAAUAUGGGGACCAAAUUCACCUUUUCUGUAAAUACGUGAUUGUGGAAAUUAUUUUAAAAAGGAAUCCUAAGUGUUUUUAUGUAUGUUUCUAAAUUUUUCUUGGGAGCAAAUUCCUUAGAAACAUUUGAAUGGUGUUGUCUACGUGGCUUGAGUCCAGUGAAUCUCAAAUUGUACAGUCUGCUAGGCAAUGGAAAUAGCAGAGAAGUACCCAUUCACUUUCGUGACUGAAAUAAUUUAUAAUUUAGUCCUGUAUGAAAUUGCAUCCUGAAGAUUUUUGCUAGAAUGACAGUGAAUUUACACAUAAGUUUUAUUGAAAGUAAUUCUCGUGUUAGUCUGGUACUAAACAUAUUUAAUGCAUCUAGAUCUGUAUGAUGCAUAAGAUUAAAGCAUUUUUCAUAUUGAAAGGUACAUACAAGGUCAUGUUCAUAGGUCCCCCACAUAAACCCAGGGAUGGAAAUUGGGUUUGAUAAGAAUUUACUGGAAAUCUGAGAAUCUGUAAAACUUUGAAUUAUCUGAACAGCAACAACCGUGGAAGCAUUUUAUUGUCUUGCCUCCAAAGCAACUCAUAAUGUGUAAAGGAAUGAUUAUGAGUUGCCCAGAUGAUAUUUGGUAGGUAAUUUUCCAGAUUGGUAAUAGUGGAUGUUUAAGUUUGGUAGAUUUCAAGGUAUUUCACCUUUGUAUCAUUAAGUAUCAUUGACAUUUGACAGAUUAAUUGAUAUUUGUCAUUUCACUCUUAAUCUGAUGCAUCUAAUCUUUAUCUUUAUGCAGGUUUUAAUAAAAACAUUUUCGAUUAAUUGUA
Lingula anatina is the source of this 4157-nucleotide messenger RNA. RefSeq names its product steroidogenic factor 1. Lineage: Eukaryota; Metazoa; Brachiopoda; Lingulata; Lingulida; Lingulidae. The record is from RefSeq and is a predicted model, not a curated record. Gene Ontology annotation, molecular function: nuclear receptor activity; zinc ion binding; sequence-specific DNA binding. Gene Ontology annotation, biological process: regulation of DNA-templated transcription.